This is a messenger RNA of Spinacia oleracea (spinach), 1783 nucleotides long. RefSeq lists its product as uncharacterized. The record is from RefSeq and is a predicted model, not a curated record. Bases 350 to 1405 code for a protein of 351 amino acids. NCBI's taxonomy places the organism in Eukaryota, Viridiplantae, Streptophyta, Magnoliopsida, Caryophyllales, Amaranthaceae. The transcript is spliced from 14 exons.
UUCUCUCUCUAAAACCUACCGUUUCUCUCUCUACAACGAAUUGAAUUCCCCAACCUAGACACUGCGACAAAGCUCACCCCCAGAAAAAAAUACGACGUCCCUUCUCCAAGUCACUCCAGAAUUUCGCCCAAAAAAAGUCCAAUUUGAAAAGGAGAGAGAAAAUAUAAAGACAAAACAAUGCAGCUUUUAACUCUUUUCUGCAGCUAAUUUUUAUUUUUUAAUUUCGAUCUGGCUUUUCAUAUUUUUUGGUAAAAGGGGAAAAAAAGAGGAAGAAAGUAGCUCGAAUUUCUGUUCCCAGUAUUGGGAGUUAGUUUAUUUGAAGGGUUUUUGGUGGGUUUUUGCACCAGCCAUGGCUCUGGGAAAGAUCACUCUCCUCAUUGGUGCAGGAAUCUUGGGUUCAGUUUUAGCUAAAGAGGGGCGCAUGCCCAGUUUUUCUGAUGUCAUCUCAGGUGCCUUCAAGAUUGCUCUAAAGCCAAUAAAGCAAAGUGAUUCAGCUUCCACAACAACCAAACCAAGAAAUGAUGCUUUGGUGGCUCAGGUAAAUACUUUAAGGCAAGAGCUGCAGCUUCUUGCAUCAAGCAGACCGAUGACAAUUGUGACUUCAAAUGCAACAGGUGGUCGUCGAUAUGGUGUUAUCAUUGUAAUUGUAGCUGUUGGCUAUGGAUAUGUGUGGUGGAAGGGCUGGAAAAUUCCUGGCUUCAUGUUUGCGACAAAGCGCGGCUUAUCAGAUGCCUGCAAUUCUGUGUCGAAGCAGCUUGAUGAAGUUUUUCUUUCACUCAGGGGUACCAGAAACGAGAUAUCUUCCAAACUUGACCAAUCAAGUAAUAAAUUUGAUGAGAUAAUUGCAUGUAGUAGUUCUACUAAGGAGGAGGUAGUUGGAGUAUGUGAAGAGGUUUCAAACUUUACUGUGGAUCUCCAAGAAGUCAAUCAUACAAUUCGAACUCUGGAGUCAAGAAUGGGCAGAAUUCAAGUGAAACAGGAUGAGACAAAGGAAGGAGUGGGGAGAUUGUUGCUUGCUACACUGGAUGAGGAUAAUUUUGCAGAUCUUAUUCAGGAUUCGCCUUCUGGUGCUUCUAGGCCUGCUAUUGAACAUCAGAUUGCAACGCCGUCAAGGACUGUGUCCCUGCCUCCAACCUUAGAGCCUUCCUCUCCUUCAACUUCUUAUGGAUCUAAUGAGGUUAAUGGAGACCCAAGUAAAGCUUCUUCAUCCUCGGGACUGACGGAGUAUCAAAGGAUUUCAGAAGCAGUAGAGAACAGUCCCAGUCCCAGUCCUAGGGUUUCCAGCAGGAGUAAUGUAUCCGAAAUCACAGUAAAACCUCCCGAGUCACCUACAACGCAGCCCAAUGUCAAAAGCGCUGGCUUGCUUUCUAGAACAAUUAGCGCGACAAGGUACUUUAAAUGGUAGUACACUUGCUUAAGUUAAUUUAAGGACCAUAAAGUUAUACAAGAUAUAGAUCCCUUUGUAAGCUAUCGGAGAAAGUUUUUGGAUUUGACAUCAUAUCAAUGGCCGGAUUCCCUUUCGGGCAAAGGAAUGGCCUGUUAAAGAUUUAUGAAAAACUUUCUGGUUGCUGAAUUUUUGUAGAGAUGCAGGGUCGAGUUUAGAAAUAGGAUCAUCUUGGUCAUUUACACUACUAUUGAAUGUUAUGGAGACCUUACGGGAACUAUAUCAUAAUAAGAAAAAAAAAACAUGAGAAUUUGAUUCAUGUUUUCAGUUUUUCACCCCUUCCUUUGGAAGAUCUAAGGAUUUCUUUCAAUUUGUUUAAAUUUUCACUAUGAGGAACAA